Ichthyophthirius multifiliis is the source of this 1285-nucleotide messenger RNA. Its product is annotated as zinc finger transcription factor sma, putative. NCBI's taxonomy places the organism in Eukaryota, Ciliophora, Oligohymenophorea, Hymenostomatida. The record is from RefSeq and is a predicted model, not a curated record. The transcript is spliced from 8 exons.
AAACAAAAAAAUAUAUAAUUAAAAAAACUAAAAAAUGUCAAACUAAUAACAAAAUUUUUCUCAUAAAUGGGAUUGGAUUCCAUGUAAUUAUAGUUUAAAAACUGAGGUUAAAAAAAAAAUGACAGUAUGGAAUUUAUAACCUGCAAUAGUUUUAACAAAUCCAUUAGAAGAUGGACCAGAUCCUCAUGUAAAGCUAUUCAUUGAUACUGAAAAAUCACUUUAAUAUUCAGAAGAUUUAGGUUGGAAUUGGCAUAAAAGUUGGAAUCUUCCAAAUAUUUCAGUGAGAUUAGAAAUAAAAGAUGUUGCAACUGGUGACUCAUUAUAACCACCUAAAAAUUUAUAUGUAAUUUUUUUUUCAUAUAUAUUUUUAAAAAUAUUAAAAAAGGCACAUUUAUUUGCUAUAAAAGCAGUUAUUGAUUAACCAGAUAAUUUCCAUUUAGUUGAUAUUGGAAUGAAAGGUAAUACAAAGAUUGAAUUGAUAAACGGAUAGGCAUUUUUCUAAGCAAUAAAAUUUAUGUCUACUUCUUAUAAUAAUGAAGGAGUCAAAUUCCAUUUAGUUCUUUGUAUUUAUAUAAUGAAUGAAGACGAAGAAAUACCAAAAAUGCUUAAUGCAACCAUUUCGCCACCUAUUUUUGUUGAUUCGAGAAAAUCUGCAAGGGAUUCUUAAGUUAUUCUUGAAAAAAAAAUGAGCUCUUAUGUAGAUCCAUUUUUACCGGAAAACUUAGAUAAAACAUUUGUUAAAAGAGAAAAUAAAAAGAAAAAUGAUAAUGAAAUUAACAUCUCUAAUAACUCGGAUGGACUUUUUAAUUAUUUAACUGCGCCGAAUAUUCGUCAUAAAGUUAAACAUCCUUUGUUUUUAGCUUUGAAAUUUUCUUAAUGUACAAAACUUUAUUAUAAUAAUACUUAAUUAGAUAAAUUAGAUAUUGAUUAAUUAUUAGAAUAAUUAUAAACUAAAAUAACAAAAGAUCAUUCUAAUUAAUAAAAAAGUUAAUCUUAAGUAAAAAUAAAAAUUGAAAAUAAGCCUUUUGUUCUUUAAAUAUAAGAAUCUCAAGAUAAAUACCGUCACAAUAAAAUAAAAGAAGCUCUUGAUUAAUUAGAAUGUCCUUCUCUUGAAUUAACAAAUUAACCUAUUCCUUAAUAAUUUUAGGAAAGAUUUGUUGAUAUUACAAAUGGAAAUUAGGAAGGAAUACAAGAACUAAUUAAUGUAUAUAAAAAGACAUAUUAAAAUUUAUUGGCUAUAGCUAAAAGUAUUACUUAAAGAGAAUAUGGAGAUGAUAUAUAAUGA